CACCAGCGCAGACGUCCUCUCCUCGGGUAGUCCCGCUCGGGGUGGGUUGCCGUCCCCUGCAGCUGUCCCCGUCCCCCCCGGUUUAUCCUGCAGCCUCUCGGCGUGCGGCGGAGCGGAGGAUGAGCGAGCAAGGGAAGGGCUCGGCAUCCGCCUCUGCCGCGGCCCCGGCUCCGGGCUCGGACACUUACAAAGGCUGGCUUUUUAAAUGGACCAACUAUUUGAAAGGGUACCAGCGGCGAUGGUUCGUCCUGAGCAAUGGCCUGCUUUCGUAUUACAGGACGCAGGCAGAGAUGGCCCACACAUGCCGUGGAACAAUCAACUUGGCCACGGCGCACAUCGACACAGAGGACGCCUGCAACAUUGUCCUGAGCAGCGGCGGCCGCACUUACCACCUGAAGGCCAGCACGGAAGUGGAGCGGCAGAGAUGGGUCACGGCGCUGGAGCUGGCUAAAGCUAAGGCCAUCCGCAUGAUGAACGAUCAGUCUGGGUCACGGUGGGGCUGGAGCCUAUCCCAGCUGACUUUGGGGCAAGAGGCGAGGUACACCCUGCAAGUCACCAGCUUAUCGCAGGGCCUGUUUCAAGUCGUUCGGAUAUAUUCCAACUAAUCUAUCUGUGGGAGGCGGAUUUAAGAGAAUGUGAGAAAAGGGACACUGUAUAAUUUUGCCACCAGGCUCUUUCAGAGUCGGUGGUGUCAGAGAAACAUGGAUCAGUGACAGGGUGCCUACAUUCAUCAGCCUGCCCUCCCCUCUCUGUCAGAGGAACAAAGAGCUCCUAUCGAUCACCUCAGGAGAGCACAGUGCAAACACCGGCCACAUCAUCUGUGUAGAUACAGACUAAAGUUAUAAC
Molecule: messenger RNA, 846 nt
Organism: Larimichthys crocea (large yellow croaker)
Lineage: Eukaryota; Metazoa; Chordata; Actinopteri; Sciaenidae
Product: oxysterol-binding protein 2-like
Exons: 5
Coding region: 120-605 (161 amino acids)
Biological process (GO): endosome organization; receptor recycling; retrograde transport, endosome to Golgi
Cellular component (GO): early endosome; trans-Golgi network; recycling endosome
Source: RefSeq, a predicted model, not a curated record